AAGAUGGAUACGCGUGUCUCAGUCUGUUCCUGGUAAGAAUAGCCGCGUCUAAAGCAUUUGGGUUAUUCAUUGAUUUUGUUGAAGAGGCCCUGAAACCAAACCAAAGCCAGUUGGCAGUAGAACAAACGACGCCGUCUCCACUACGGUGCCUAAAAGACAAUGGAAUUAUAGGUGUAGGUAUUCAAGAAGGAAUUCUUCUACCUGGAAAAGGGCAACCAUGAGACUCUUCUCGAGAGGCGUCCGUAGAAUCUGUCCAUCCUCCAUCGAGAUCAGAAGAAACGAGAGAAUUACCAGCCGAGAAAAGAAACCAAGAUCCUUCUCCAAGACGAUCGGCACCUAGCAGCUGUUCUAGGUCAGCUCUGACUUCAACUCAACAUGGCGCUGUGCUGCAAGAAAAAGAAGGGCAAGGGCAUGGGACUACAGUUCCUCGCGGCACAAACUCUGAAGAUUGCGUCUAUGAAUGGUUUGGGUGAACUUGACAAGCUCGAAUCAGAAUUAGAAGAUGAAAUCAAUUAUGAGAGUCAAGCUCCACCAAGGGAAACACUUCAGAAAGUACGCCGAAGGCUGGAGCAUUUUCUUCACUGCAAACCCGUGCUGCUUGUCGUCGUCAUACUCAACGUCAUCGACUGUCUGCUUGUACUCGGAGAGCUCACCUUUGACUUCAACCACGUGGGCAAUUUGAUAAAAAAUCAUCAACACUUGUCCGUGGGUUUCCUCACAGAACUUCAGAAUAAAUAUCCAGAUUAUUUGCACGGUAUCACUGAUCAUGCUGUGGAAAACAUGUAUGAUAGAAUAGUGGCGGCAAGUAUAGACUGGAUUGGGAAUCAAACAUUCUGCGACCACGACGGCAACGACACCAGGACUCAUCUUCACCAUCACCGACGGAAACGUGCAUCAGGGAGUGAUGACGGUCACGGUGGAGGACACAGUAUUGAGGAGGAGAUGGGACAUGGUUUCCACUUAACUUCUGUUGCCAUUUUAUCACUUCUUGUGUUCAUAACUGCCUUGAAGAUAGGUGCAACUGUCCCUCGGUUUUUCAGGAGCAAAAUGCAGGUGUUCGAUGCUCUGGUAAUCCUCAUCUCCUUCGUUAUCGAUCUCGUCUUCAUCGAAGGCGUCAUGAGCAUGGAAAUCAGUAACUACGUCAUCGUUUUAACCUUCCUGUUGCCAUGGAGAAUCAUUCGAAUUCUCAACAGUUUGAUCGUAGCUGUGCUGGACAAACACAGGUUCCAGAUGAAGCUUCUCUACAAACAGAAGAAGAAGAUCGACAAGCAGUACCAGGAGGCACACGAGAAGAACAAACAGCUCCUGAAACAACUUGAGUCCAUCAAAGGUUUAUGUUCUGAAAAAGGCAUCACCUCCCACGAGCUUGGAAGAGCACUUGACCACUCCCAAUCAGGAAAGAUGAGCAAGCUGAGGGCUCUCGGCAAACUAGCGUUCCAUACGGCAGAUACCCUGUCCCCCCACUCCCCUACCGUCAAUGGCCACGGCCCUAUCUUCUCGCCAUCCUCAACAUCCUCGCAAACCAACAACAUACAAGCGCCGAGCUUCAGCGAAGCACGGCGCCAUAGCAGCAGUACGCCGAACCUUCCUGUCAUUGACGAGACGCACGUAAACAUCGAGAACGCUUCAUCUAAACUAUAAUGAGUCCAGAUGAAGAUGGCAUGUCAAGGAAAUUUCCAGCCGCCUUUCCGUGUUGCAAACGAUUGCAUUUCUGACUGGAUACUUGGUACCUGAGUGAGUGAUUGUUGCUUUCACUGUUUAGAAGGUGCCCAAAUGCUGCAUUUGACAUGAACAGUGUCUAAACGUGAGGUAACGUUUCUACAUUGAACGUCUUCAUAACGUUAUCUGUGUAUCGCCUAAUGCAUAUACGAGAAAUAUGCAAAGGAAAGUUCAGUUGAAUAAAAGAGGUCAGUUCAUGACUAAAGCUUCAAGAAGAUGUGACAUAAUUGACAGGAGCACAUUGGGCAUCAUCUGGACCACUCCAGGGAGUAUAACUACAUUGGCGCCGACUUUGUUGUAUGGGUGCUGUGGCACAUGUGUAUAUCAUCGUUGUUUCUUUCCAUGUGUUCGAGUGAUGCCGUGAGGAGGAGCGGAUACCCAGACGACAAACUAUUUUGACAUUAAAGAGAAUGUGUGAUUAAUGAACUCAUUUCUGUAAAAAUGCAAUGCAGGAAACAGUAUACCAUUACGUUCUGGUCAUAUUUUCUCAAAAUUUUGUAUUUAUUUUGUAGUAUUUGUAUUAGAGUAAGCAGCUGAUUAUUAACUUAGCAAAAGAAUUGCAGAACAACAAUGGAUAGAUCAGCAUUUCAAGUGAUCAAUAACAUAUUGAUUUUGAAAUAUGUGAACAUGUUCAUGAUGCAUUGAUGAGAUAUAUGGGGAACUAGUAAAUAUGUACAUUGCUAUUCCAGACUUCCUUCCCUGUGGGCAUUCCCAGUUCUGGCUAGUUCUGGUUAGUUCUGGUUUGGGAGAUACUAUUUACUGUAUUCAUUACCUAGUUGGUCAACCCGGUACGACCGAGACUUACACUGUAGUAUUUCUUCCUCGGAACGUUUCUAUACGGUCGUAGUUUUUUUAAUAAUCUAUUUUAUUAUUGUACACAUUGUUUUGAAUGGUACAUCUUGCACCUUUGGGUAUUUCACGUAAAUAGAAAAUAUAUUGAAGUGUAGCCAAAAGUUGUAUCCUUCAUAUAGACAUGCACAGGCGAUAGGAGUCAUUCAUCCUGUUCAUGUUAAUGGUGAUUCACGCUGUACAUGUUAAUGGUGAUUCACGCUGUACAUGUUAAUGGUGAUUCACCCUGUUCAUGUUAAUGGUGAUUCACGCUGUACAUGUUAAUGGUGAUUCACGCUGUACAUGUUAAUCAAGGUUACGUGCAGAUGAUUACUCGUCAUGUAUAACCAUGCCAUUGUGUACCAAAACUAACACUAAAUACAAACCAAUAAAAAAUACCAUGUGCACAUUAUUUAAAGCGAAACAGACGAAGUAUAAAUGUUUAUCAACAAUAUAAAGUAUUAAUGUUCAUGUUAGAAGUAUGUCCCUUAAUAAUAUUGGGAUACGAAUAUAAUAUUAAUAAUGCGCUUUUUGCAGCAUGCACCGUUUACUUAACGAUUUUUCGUUUAAUUGAAAUGGAUUAAUUCUUUACCUAAUCAUUCACUUUUCACAACAUCUGAAACUUCGGGACAUUAAGGAGCUAUGCAAAGUAUCGGUUGGUGAUGCUGUCAAAUGCGGAUAUAACUAUCUCCUGGGUAUGAUCAAUAUGGGUUCAAAUUCGGCUAGUUGUUCCUAUAAACAGAACAUAUAUUAUCACUCAAACUGGUUUAUGACUGGGUUCGUUAUAACAUCUGUUCCCCAUACUAAAUUUCGUUAUAUCCGAAGUUGACUGUUUUAUCGACUAAGUAAAAACAUGCAAUACGACAAUGCAAAUGAAACGCAGCGGUAAAAUUCUGUUAUCGGCCUUUUGUACUCAAUUUCCUUUGUCGUCUACAUUUGUAAAUAGUGGUGUGAAUUUGGUGGUUAUUUGAGAGGGGCAUGUAUGUCAGUGGUUGGUAUUGCGUUAAAUAAUACUGUUAUAGUGCAUUUGAGAGUAUACGGAUAUUGUAAAACUAAUAUAAAGUGGAAUUGUUACA
Messenger RNA from Haliotis rufescens (red abalone), 3623 nucleotides. RefSeq lists its product as uncharacterized. The record is from RefSeq and is a predicted model, not a curated record. Gene Ontology annotation, molecular function: voltage-gated proton channel activity. Lineage: Eukaryota; Metazoa; Mollusca; Gastropoda; Lepetellida; Haliotidae. Gene Ontology annotation, biological process: proton transmembrane transport. The transcript has 10 exons. Gene Ontology annotation, cellular component: plasma membrane. The coding region runs from base 376 to 1641 and encodes 421 amino acids.